AAUGAUCCUGAUCACCAUAGGCUUACCAAUUGUCUUCGUGCAUAUAUGUUGCGCCGAACUCACGCAGAAACUCUAUUUGGGCGUCCUAUCCUCAAGCUUCCCGACAUUGAUGAAAACACAAUAGUUGUUAAAUUUUCCAUUGUGGAGAGAGCCUUAUACCAAAAAAUGAUUGGGAGCUUCUUAGAUGAACAUCUUAACACCAUGCGCACCAUUGACGGACUUGACAACUAUCUCGCCCUUCUGCUUUACCUGCGAAUGUUUACAUCCCAUCUGCUAUUACCACAAGAUGUAAUAAAGCAGAUAUUGACUCCUCAAUUUAUGCAAGAAAUUGAGCCUGAAAUAAAACAGAGCUCUGAUAUUGAGGAAAGUGAGGUGUUCAAUUCACUUCAGGCGUCGUGGUUCGCGAACCCACCGAAGCCUCUAGAUCGCUCGGGAAAAGAAGGAUCGGAUGCCGGAAUCUCAACAUUGUUUGAAUCCGUGAUGGGCAGCUCAAAAGAGGCCGCAAACAUCAUGGGUUGCAUUGAAUGCAACCAGAGACAAGAAUCAGUUUUCAUAUUAUCAUGUAUGCACCUUUGUUGUUUCGGUUGCAUGCCAAAGUUACCACGAGUUGGAGACGAACAAAUUACAUGCCGUUGUGGUUUGACUGUAUCCUAUAAACCAUGCCUUGAUCUCCAGAAAUUCUGCCGUAGCAAGGCAAUACGGAGGGAGAGAGGUUCGAAGUCUAGAUGCAUCGACGAAUUUGAACAGGAUAUGGGAACUCGAACUAUUGGCGAGACGGUACUUAGCGCGAAGCUAAGGGCUGUGAAAAUGUUCAUUUCUAACUGGCUCAAGGAAUCACCAGAUAUUAAAAUCACAAUAUUCACACAGUUUCUGGGAAUGAUUAGUGCCAUAGCCUCGGUGUGCGAGGCUGAAGGUUGGAGAUACACCACGCUUUGUGGGAAACUGCACCAUAGAACUAGACAUGCAAACAUCAAAAGGUUCCGCGAGGAGAACGUUAGCAUCUUGAUCUCCUCGCUGAAAGCAGGGGGUGUGGGCCUCGACCUGACUAUGGCUAGCAAAUGUAUCCUGGUUGAUUUAUGGUGGAACGAGGCAAUUGAGCAACAGAAUGACGUAGAGAUCAUUCGUAUAUGUGUCGAGAACACGGUCGAUGACCGCCUCCAACUUAUUCAGAGUCGGAAAUCUGAACAUAUAAGAAAGGCUAUGGGGUCAACCGUCCUCGCGCAAAGGGAUACCCUUGCCGAUAUUUUGACACUCUUUGGGGUGGAAGAAGAUGAGAAUGCAGACGGGGGAUACAGGUUCUUGACCGAAGAAGAGGCGGCUGCACAGUUGAAGGAGAAGGACAAGACCCCUGAUAAUAACGCUGACGCUGACGCCGAAGCCGAAGCCGACGCCGAAGUUCUACCUGGACCUGAGCCUAAGCCUGAGCCUGAGCCUGAGCUUGAGCCUGAGCCUGAACCUGAGCCUGAACCUGAGCCUGAACCUGAAGGCGAACCUGAACUUGAGGCAGAAAUUGAACCUGAACCCGAAGCCAAAGUCGAAGUGGAAGCUGGCGCUACCUAA
Messenger RNA from Trichophyton verrucosum HKI 0517, 1560 nucleotides. Its product is annotated as SNF2 family helicase, putative. The annotation marks the transcript as partial. Lineage: Eukaryota; Fungi; Ascomycota; Eurotiomycetes; Onygenales; Arthrodermataceae. The transcript is spliced from 5 exons. The record is from RefSeq and is a predicted model, not a curated record.